AUGAUGGGACAGGUCCAAAAUCAGAAACGGGAGGUCAUGGAGCUUGAAGGUUGGUACGAAGAGGAUUCAGAGGUUCUAACCAGUGGCAAGUUUAUUGCCCUAGAAGUCUCAGACCACGAGGACGACUACAAUUCUUCCAAUGACUCGCCCUCUGAAGAAGAACAGCAGGAGCUGAAACAAACGCCCACGCGCUCACAGACGCGAGAUAGAUACAGCAGGGAAGGAUCUGGGAGUCGCCAGUCACCUGCACAUAAAGUUGCGCGUACUCCGGAGAUCGCAGAGCUUCCUCCUGCAUCUGCGGGGUCUGCGACAGCCUCUUCGAAAAGCGGAAAACGAUGGUCAAUGCUAUCAAACAACUCCAAGAAGCGGUGGUCAUCUCUCUCUUUCACCAGUGAUGAGCGGCGUCGCAGUCCGUCUACGUCUUCCAUCAAGCGGCGGUCCGUGAUUUCCACUACAAGCGAUGAUAAGCGUACUGCGACGCCGGAUCUAUCGCGGCGCGUCUCCACGUCCACGUCUAGCGUUCACUCUUCGAUCCCUAAUCUCAAGCGUUCUUCGACUAGCAACUCGCUGCGCCAGAUGUUUGGCAAAAUCGCUCUGCAAGACGACCAAAAAGAGAAUAAAACCACGAUUAAACGAUUUUUGGGGAAGAUGUCCCCUCGCCGAACAACGCGUUCCUCGCUUGGUACACUCGACCCUAACAUGUACUCGUCUCUCCCGCAGCGUAACUCAUACGCAGACAACUCCAGCAUAAUUUCGAGCAAUAGCAUGGCCUCGACUGCCUCUUCGAGAUGGAAAUUCUGGAAGAAAACCCCUGAUAUGGGCUCUUUUGAGUCUUCGCCUUCUUACUCUAGUGCCAGCCUCAAAACACGCCUUUCGCAGUCGUCGCUCAAACAAAAAUCUUCGCAUUCUUCUUUGAACAAACUAACUUCUCACCACCGCAAUUCAGUCACCAGCGAAUCUAUAUCACUCCCGAUGCCGGACCAGGUAUCAAGAGACAAGUUGCGCACGAAGCUUCGGAGCUCUACCUCCAUUCUGUCGAUAAACUCAACAGUGGCCACCGAAGAAUUUGACGAGUUCCAAAUAAGUCAACUGCUCAAGCUUUGUGAGCAGUCACAGAUCCUACCGGUUGAACAGCUGGUGCCAGAGUGGAAUUCUCUUCAAAAGUUAUCCAAGCAUGUCUAUCGGGGCGAAGAAUCCGUGUUCAAGGUGUUGCCGCUGGCGCAAGACGAUUUCACUCACAGCAAACACCUCCGUAUCAAAGAACUGGAACUCUUGCGCCUCUUCAACGGGACACCAGGGUUUACACAGAUGUGCGUGUGUCAUUUGGCGCUUGUUGAAAACGACCCUACUCUAAUAUGUGAGCUCAAGUACGCAGGCAAAUCGCUGGCUCAUGUCCGCAUAAACUCUUGGGCAGCAGCGCUCAACAUAUGGUGGCAAUGCGCCGUAAUAAUUUAUGCUGCUGAAACUAAGUUUCAGUUUGAGCACCGUGACCUACAGUUCGAGCAUGUUUUAGUCGACGCAAGCGGUAAUGUCACACUUUGUGAUUAUAAACUCGCGCGUGCGUCACAGGGCUCCGUUGUCUACUACACACGGCUCGACCACCCACUGUUUUUCCAAGGACGUGGGGACUACCGGUAUGAGGUUUACAAUACCAUGCGGCAUUGGUGUGCUGACUCCUGGGCGCGUUACGAUCCACGAAACAACCUGCUUUGGCUACAUUACUUGGGUGUUAAGCUGAUCGAGUCAAUGAACGAUGUGCCCCAUGAUGGCCAGUACUCAGAAUUGCUCAAAUUAAUUGCUCAGGUCAACCCAAAUCGCCGCAGGAAAGCGCUAUUCAGACGCAGCGAUCAGAUUCUCAACUGUGGCGAUGUACUCCGUCUUCGUAGGUAG
This is a messenger RNA of Lachancea thermotolerans CBS 6340, 1890 nucleotides long. It is a transcript of the gene ALK1, whose product is annotated as protein kinase ALK1. The transcript has a single exon. Gene Ontology annotation, biological process: intracellular signal transduction; mitotic cell cycle. Bases 1 to 1890 code for a protein of 629 amino acids. Lineage: Eukaryota; Fungi; Ascomycota; Saccharomycetes; Saccharomycetales; Saccharomycetaceae. The record is from RefSeq and is a predicted model, not a curated record. Gene Ontology annotation, molecular function: histone H3T3 kinase activity. Gene Ontology annotation, cellular component: cytoplasm; nucleus.